GGCGGUCCGGAGGCUUACCUCGUCUCUGCUUCUUGUUCUUCUUCUCAGUGCUCAGUGCAGUCGUUUCUCGCUGCCUCCACCACCACCACGCGACUUUAAAGAGCAAAAACGACUUGGAGCGAGUGAGAGAAAAGGCGGCCGUGUGACUGAGGAUCCUCAUCUCUUCGUUAUUUUUUUGGGGAUUAAAAAUCACGCCGAAUCGCAGCGUUGACGGCCGAGCGCCAGCAGGGCCUACGAUGUCCAAUGAAGUGCAAAGACCGGACGACAGCCCCAGCACCAGCGGCGGCAGCUCGGACAUCGAGCAGCGCGAGUCGUCUGUACCAACCGAGCAGGAGCGUGAACAAGCGCAGCCCAAAAAGAAGGAGACCAAGAUCUCCAGUAAAACCGCUGCUAAACUGUCGACGAGUGCCAAGAGGAUUCAAAAGGAGCUGGCUGAAAUUACAUUAGACCCUCCUCCAAACUGCAGUGCCGGCCCCAAAGGAGACAACAUCUAUGAGUGGAGGUCCACUAUCUUGGGACCGCCAGGGUCCGUGUACGAGGGAGGCGUCUUCUUCCUGGACAUUGCAUUCACGCCAGACUACCCCUUCAAACCCCCCAAGGUGACUUUCCGCACUCGCAUCUACCACUGCAACAUCAACAGCCAGGGCGUAAUCUGUCUGGACAUCCUGAAGGACAACUGGAGCCCCGCGCUCACCAUCUCCAAGGUGCUGCUGUCCAUUUGCUCCCUGCUCACAGACUGUAACCCAGCCGACCCCCUGGUGGGAAGCAUCGCCACACAGUACCUGACCAACAGAACCGAGCAUGACAGGAUAGCCAAGCAGUGGACAAAGAGAUACGCCACAUAGACACACACUCAACACAUGCACACACACGUUCACAAGCCACACUCUUGCUCCUCCUCUUCUUCACUCUACCACUCUACCUCUUUCUACCCUCAGUCCGUCAAAGCACACUCACUAAGUGCAUCGCUUUACCCAGCCCUCCUCUUCCUCCUCCCCAAACAUUUUAUGUUUAAAAAAAGUAAAACACACAAAAAAGAAUAAUAAACACAAAAACAAAAAAAAAUCUUUUUUUUUUUGUUCCUUGGUGACUUGAAAGCUUCUUUUUAUACGAAGAGUGGAAUGGGGGAUUUUUAUUUUCCAAUAUGUGAAUGUUGGAAGUAUUGUAUUGGAAACAAGACGCAUACACACACAUACGCACACACAGACCAUUAUAAGCAGGGGUGCAUCCACACUGAAAAUAUCAAAAGCACACUAGAUUUAAGAGUGUCACUACCAAGCAUUUUGCUCGAGUAGUGUUGUCGUUCACAAACUCUUUUCAACUUGUCAGUUUCAGAGUGACAAGUAUUGGAGCAUGUAAACAUUGUUACAUUCCAUUAACUCUGCUCACUAACUCACUGCUAGCCAUUUUCAAAGCGGAGUUCCUCAUAUUGCCAGCCAUUUUAGAGCAUUGUGACUGAUAUUUCAAAACCCACAGAAUAUUGUUCUGUGACAAUAUAAACCAUGACCCUACCAAAAGAAAGAAUAGACUCUCUUCUUCACCAGAAAAAGUUUUUCUAUCUUUGUCCAUUCUUCAGUAAUUAGCAGUAGAACAUGGGUUUGGUUUCACCAAAUGACUAAAACGAUCUUUUUGUGAAAGGAAACAUGUCAAAGAAAACAGUGACUUUGAUGUUUAAUAGUUGAGGUUUUACGAAAGCAACAAAUAUUACCAACAAAAACAAGACUGAGAGAGGGCUUUUGAUGGCAAAGUAAUCAUUUAUCUACCGAUAUACAACUAAAAAACGCGCUGUGAGCAGCACUGACUUACCGCAUGGCUCCUGUUGAACGUCAGUGGCUUUUUUUACAUGGCAUUCCUCAUUCACUCCAUGAACCGCGUCAUCUUUUCUCACAAUCGCGACACACCCUUCCUACCUACCGUGACGCAUAUACUCUGUUCAUACCAUGCAUAUUCAUACACUGUUUGAGUGUGAGGUGCCUAAACUUGUCCCAAUUCAAAGGUGUUGGCAUUUCUCUCCCUCUUAAUCGACGUGACAGGUUGAACACCUAAUCUUUAUUUUCAACUCAAAAGCUGUACAGAUAUCAAAUCCAAAAUGAUACAAUGCCGCCAUCUUCUGCUGUCGGUUUGUAGUUACAGUUAUGUACAAGCUUGAAUUUACAGACAAGCUGGGCGAGACCCUCUCUUAUGCCUACCUGUUGAGAAACGUACUUGACCAAUAUAUUUGUGGCGCCAGCAUGCGGUUGGAUUCCAGUCGACAAAUUUAAAAGUCCACGGAAGUGAAUGAGUUAACUUACUCAAUUUUCUUUUUAACUAAAUUAUUAGAUGACAUUCCAAUUAUGAAGGGCCCUUUUUAUUUACCCUUGCUGAUGUCUUUCCAACGCUCUUACACAAACCUUACAGCUAAAAAAUAUGGGUACAACAGUAACACUGACAGCAAAAAUGACAUGGUCAACAAAACUGUCUGAGCUACUAGGUCGCCACAGCUGCUGCUAGCUUGCCCAACAAAUUUGAGCAAACGUACCUUCAAAAUUGCAGAGUUAUGAUAAAAUGUCUUGGAAUUUUAUCAAUUCUUAACACCUGUCCAUAGGGCGACUUCACCAGUGGGUGCAAAUUCCCCAUAGAAACGGCAAUGAUUGACAUUGUAAUGUACAGUGGUGCCGUAAGAUAUGAGUGACCAGACUUACAAGUUCUUCAAGAUACGUUUUUGCUUCGACUUGCAAGCGCAAACUUGAGAUACGAGCGCUGUAUGGUGGCAGUGACUCAACUCACUUAACAGUCAGACGCAGUUUGGCAGAGAGUGAACAAUUCUUCAAAAAGAGGCUUCAAGCUGUUGAAUGUCGCUCCCAGUUAAAGUUUACUGCUUGGAAUACCCCCGCUAGCUUAAUGUUGACGCAAAAUGGAAAACAUCAUAGACUGGGUAAUGAUUAGCACCUGUGGGUUGGUGUUAUAACCUUUUAAGCAUUAGAUAUUUGAACACAAACGAAAAAGCGAUACAUCUAGACAGAUAUCACAAUACUCACAGGCAUAUUCAUUAUACUUUGCGAAGAACGACUAAUAUUACUGCUGAGGAGUUGUGACGUCUCCUCUGUUUUCAUGCAUAUCCGCACAAUGGAACCUGGAUGUACGAAUGGGGUUUGUAAGUUGAAAAGUUUGUAAAGUAAACGUAAUUUUCCCAUAAGAAAUCAUGUAAACAUGAAUAAUUGGGUCCAGUCUCGACAAGCCCCUAAUUUAAUAACUGUUUGCACACUUUGAACACAACAUAAAGCCAUACAGGACUACACUAGUAGUAAUUUGUCAAACAUGACAAAGGGUGAUCAACCAAAAAUAUCUAAUGUGCACCCCUGAUUAUAAGCAUCAUUAUCCUCCCGCCAGACAAACACACACGCACAUGUAAUUCUCAUUUUUAUGUGGCAUCUGGAAGAAAAUGUGCGCUUUUUACUUUCUCCUCUUUUGUUGUUGUAUUUGUCUCGACGUGCAUGGAACAGGAGCUUUCAUGCUUUUCAACUUCCUCCGCUUUUUCUUUUUACUGUAUGUAUUUUUUCAAAGGCUUUUUUUUCCAGGCAGACCACACGACAGAAAAAAAACGUGUGCAUGUGCGCGCGUGCGUGUAUAUAUAUAUGUGUGUGUGUGUGUGUGUGUGUCUGUGGAGGUCUGCCUGCAAAAAGAGGGCAAGACUUGUAUAUUUGACUGGCUACCCGUGCCGCUGCUGUUGUGCACUUGUAUUACUGAAAACACCCAAUAAAAACACACUGUGGUUGG
Molecule: messenger RNA, 3756 nt
Organism: Phycodurus eques (leafy seadragon)
Lineage: Eukaryota; Metazoa; Chordata; Actinopteri; Syngnathiformes; Syngnathidae
Gene: ube2e2
Product: ubiquitin-conjugating enzyme E2E 2
Exons: 6
Coding region: 237-845 (202 amino acids)
Biological process (GO): protein polyubiquitination
Cellular component (GO): nucleus
Molecular function (GO): ubiquitin conjugating enzyme activity
Source: RefSeq, a predicted model, not a curated record